CGUUUACCAUGAUGCUGGGCGAAUGGAUUCUUUUAAGUUUGUUUACUUAGAAAUUUCUGAUAAUCUAAAAGUAAAGCCAUGUCAGAAACUGCUGUUGCGUAUAGAAGAGCAAGGCAGGAAGUUCAAAUUAUUUGAAUUUGUCAGGUUUGGAGUUUACAAAUGAUGUUUGUAAAGCUAUUGGCCAAGCACUUGCCAAAGAUGUGCAUAUAAGAGAAUUGGAUUUCAGCAAUUGCAUGUUGCCAGAGGAAGGUUUGAUAUCCAUUUUAAUGGGGCUUGAAAAUAAUACAUUUCUAUUCAGCUUGAAUUUGAAAGGUAAUAAUAUUAGGCAUUCUGGAGUACAGGAAAUUGGAAAACUUCUUCGCCACAAUAACUAUUUACAGAAUUUAUAUUUAGAGUGGAAUGGAGUUGGAAUUUUUCCUGAAAAAUUUGCUGUCCUAUGUGAAGGUCUAAAUAUGAACAUGUCAUUAAAAACUAUAGAUUUGAAGAAUAACCAGUUGAAUCAUGUUUGUGCUCAGUCUGUUGCUGAUGUUAUUAUUAAGAAUUCUACCUUGCAAAAAAUAGAUCUCCGUUGGAAUAAUAUAGGUUUGAUUGGAGGAAGGGCUAUUUUAAAUGCCUUAUCCAAAAAUAAAACCGUUCUUGCUCUUGAUGUUUCUGGAAAUGACAUACCUAGUGAUGUUAUGAAGUCAAUAGAAAUGGCUGUUUCAAUAUCUGCUGAGAGGUAUAUUAUAAACAAUGAGAAAAUUGAAAGGACUAAGACACUAGCUUCAAAAUUACAGGAACUAGAAAAGGAAAAGGAUGGACAGCUUAAGUUGCUGAUGGAGCAGUUAGAGAGGAAGGAUCAAGAUGUGGCUCUUAAUCAAAGGUUGAAUUUAAUUAAAUUAAAUCAAUUCCAAGAAGCUUUAGUACAAAAGGAAGUUGAACUUCAAAAUGAAGUUGUAAAAUCUCAAGAGCUUCAAAGGAAACUAUCAAUCAAAAUAGAUGAAGUGAACAGUUUAGCUUUAGCUUUGAACGAAUUGGAAAUGAAAUCUAAAGAAAUGAAAGCUGAGCAUAGCAUAUUAAUUAAUAAAGAGAGAAAGAAUAAAGAAGAAAUGGAAAGAAAAUUGUUGGAAGAAAAUGGAUCAUUAAAAGAAGAAAAUUUGUUUCUUAAACAAAAAAUACAAGAUCUAAAAAAUAAUGAGAAUCACCUAGAAGAACAAAUUGUUAGGUUGAAAGCAACUGUAUCCAAGUUAGAAUCAGUUUUAAAAAUCAAUGAAAGUUCUUUUCAAGAACAACUAUCAUCAGCCAAUGAAAGGCAUGCAGAGAUUUUGAAGGAAAGAGAAUUCCUGAGAAAAAAGGAGAUGACUCGGAUGAGAGAAGAAUUUUUGGAAAUAGAAAAUACUUUGAAGCAAAAACUUGUGUUAUUAGACUUGAAGAAAGCUGAAUUAGAAAAAGAACUUGCUGAUAAAAAGUCACAGUUAAUAUUAGAAAAAGCACAAGCUGAUGAGAAACUUAAUGAAUUAGAAAAGAAAAUGAAAUCAGAUCAGGAGAACUUAAAAAUGCAAAUGGAUAAAAGAAUAAAUCUUCUUGAAAAUGUGAAACAAAAGCAGGAAAGACUUUUACAAGAACAUUUACAAACAAUGUAUGAAUUAAAGAAAAGAACAACAACUCUUGACAUGGAACUGGCUGAAGAAAGUCAUAAAGUACAGCAUUUACAACAGUGCCUUGAAGCCAAAGAUGCUGAAAUGGAAGUUGCUAUAGCAAAGGUGAGAUUAGAGGUUAAAGAGCAGAUAGAAGACCUUAACAGAAUAAAGCUACUGCUUCAAGAAUCAUAUGAUGAAAAAGAAUUGCUUAAAAAACAGAUUGAAAAUAAUGAAACAAAACAUGAAGAACAGUUAAAAAGUCAGAAUGAAAUCAUCCAGAAAUUGAAAGCUGAAGUCAAGCAGUAUCAUAAUAAAAUUUAUGAAAUCUUAGAAACAGAGAGUAAACGAGCUGAAGAACUAAAAGCAACUCUAACUUCAUAUUUAAAUUCAGAUGUUGAAAAGAAUUUUUCAUUGCCAAAUAACUGAUGAAAUAGCACAACAGAGUUUUUCUUCCAGUUUUGUAAGAAAAAAUAAUAAUAAUGACAGUGUGUCUUUAACUGAAAUAGUAUCAGUAUUUUGAAUAUGUAAGAUUUCAGUAAUUUUAUAACACAUAUCUCAAAGAUGUGAGAAUAAAAAAUAGACUAUUUUAAAUAAUAAAAGAAAUUUUGUUUAUCCUCUCCUAAUUAUGAUAUUUUGUUAACUUUAAAUGGUUGAAAUAAUUUUUCAGUUGUUAGAGAAAAAUAGUAAUAAUUUCCACAGAGCAUAUGUUUUAUGAAAUUAAGAACUUUUUGAGUAAUUUAAAAACAGCUUUAACUUUUAAUCAUAAGUUUACGGUGCAUAUAUAUCUCUUAAAGCUGUUAUUGUAGCUAUCUGUAUACAUCUAACAAUUAUAUUACAUAUUAAUAUUUAUUUUCUAACAAUGACAAAUGAUACAAUCCAGUAGAAAAAUUUUACAUACUAAUAGACAAAAAUGUUUAAAAAAAGUAAAAACAAAUAAUGCUAUUAAUUUCGCAUGUGUGAUUGAAAUUUUGUAUUCUAAAUCCGAAUGAUUUGAACAAUUUGUUUGUGUGAAUAACUGAAACAUCACAUGUAGAAAAUUUUCCAGUAUUUUAAUAAAGUAGAAAUUUUA
Molecule: messenger RNA, 2688 nt
Organism: Stegodyphus dumicola
Lineage: Eukaryota; Metazoa; Arthropoda; Arachnida; Araneae; Eresidae
Product: leucine-rich repeat-containing protein 45-like
Cellular component (GO): centrosome
Molecular function (GO): protein binding
Source: RefSeq, a predicted model, not a curated record